Molecule: messenger RNA, 5032 nt
Organism: Clupea harengus (Atlantic herring)
Lineage: Eukaryota; Metazoa; Chordata; Actinopteri; Clupeiformes; Clupeidae
Gene: hnrnpua
Product: heterogeneous nuclear ribonucleoprotein Ua
Biological process (GO): positive regulation of transcription by RNA polymerase II; alternative mRNA splicing, via spliceosome
Cellular component (GO): nucleus; ribonucleoprotein complex
Molecular function (GO): protein binding; RNA binding; promoter-specific chromatin binding
Source: RefSeq, a predicted model, not a curated record
CACAUUCACGGUUACUGCUGCCAGUUGUAGUGGGACGUUAGUACUGGCCAUACAGGCUUGGCGCAGUGAAAAUUCUGGGCGGCUGCAUUGUCAAUCUUGUCGCCUGUCGACGGCUUUCCAAUCAUUUUUUUUUUCUUUUUGGAGGACUUUUAGAAAUUACAGUUUGCUUUGGACAUCGGUUAGACAUUGCACAUUCUCUAAGCCUACACAAUGAGUUCAAUAAACGUCAAGAAACUGAAGGUAAAUGAGCUGAAGGACGAGCUGAAAAACAGGCAGCUGUCCGACAAGGGACUGAAGGCCGAAUUAAUGGACCGGUUGCAGGCCGCGCUGGACCAAGAGGCCCAAGCUUCGGGCGGUUCCGUUCCUUCGGAGACAGAAGCUAAUGGUGCAGAGGGCGGCUCCGACGAUGGAAGUGGCCCGAAUGACAUGGGAGACGAGGAUUUGGAGGAUGAUCUGGUCGGAGAGAGUAUGGAGGCUGAUGACGACGAAGAAGAUGGAGACGGGGGCGACGCGGAGUCCGCUAAUGUUGUCGGUGAACAGCAAGACGAUGAUAUGGGAGAGGAGGAAGAUGAGGAUGCCGGUGUAGAAAUGGAUAAAUCGGACGAAGAUGAAGAUGCCCUUCUAAAAGAAGAUGAUGAAGAGAUGGACAAAUUCGAUGACGACGAUGCUGGACUGGGAUCUCUGCCUGGGGAUGGGGAUGCGGACAAAGACAAGAAAGAUGAUCAGAAGAAUAAGAAGGGUGUUAAGAGACGCCGAGAGGAACAUGGAAGGGGCUACUUUGAAUUUAUUGAAGAAAGCAAAUACAGCCGAGCCAAGUCCCCCCAGCCCCCACUCGAGGAGGAAGACGAGGAGUUUGAUGACACCACCGUCUGCCUGGACACUUACAACAGUGACCUGCACUUCAAAGUGUCACGUGACCGCUACAGCGCGUCCUCUCUCACCAUGGAGAGCUUCGCCUACCUGUGGGCCGGGGGCCGCGCCUCGUACGGGGUGGCCAAAGGGAAGGCCUGCUUCGAAAUGAAGAUCAUUGAGAAGAUCCCAGUGAAGCACAUCUCCAGCAAGGGCAUCGAGAUCCACGAGGUCCUGGUGGGCUGGUCCCUGCCCAGCGGAACCCUACUUUUGGGUGAGGAGGAACACUCCUACGCCUUUUCCACUAAAGGCAAGAAGACCUCCAACUGCUCCACGGAGGACUAUGGAGAGUCCUUUGAUGAGAAUGAUGUGGUUGGAUGCUUCAUUAACUUUGAUGGUGCAGAGGUGGAGCUGUCUUUCUCUAAGAACGGUAAAGACCUGGGUGUGGCGUUCACGUUCAGUAAGGAGAGCCUGAGCGACCGUCCUCUCUUCCCUCACGUCCUGUGCCACAACUGCGCCGUGGAGUUCAACUUCGGCCAGCAGGAGGCGCCCUUCUUCCCCGCGCCCGACGGCUUCUCCUUCCUGCAGCAGAUCGCCGUGGCCGAGCGCGUCAGAGGGCCUAAGGGGCCCGAGGCCAAGGAGGAGUGCGAGGUCAUUGUGAUGGUGGGACUCCCCGGCGCAGGCAAGACCUCUUGGGUCACCAAGCACACCCAGGAAAACCCCGGAAAGUUCAACAUCCUGGGCACCAACACCAUAUUGGAGAAGAUGAUGAUUGCCAGCCUGAAGCGCCAGAUGAAGGAUGUGACGAAGUUGACGGCCAUCUCCCAGCGAGCCCCACUCUUCCUGGGGAAGUUCAUUGAGAUUGCCGCCCGGAAAAAGAGGAACUACAUCCUGGAUCAGACCAACGUCUCUGCUCCGGCCCAGCGGAGGAAAAUGUGCCUCUUCGCCGGCUUCCAGCGCAAGGCCGUGGUGGUCUGCCCCUCAGACGACGACUACAAGACGAGGACGCAGAAGAAAGCCGAGACGGACGGGAAGGACGUCCCAGAGCACGCUGUCCUGAAAAUGAAGGGCAUCUACACGCUGCCGGUGGAGGGUGACUACUUCAGCGCGGUGACCUAUGUGGAGCUGCAGAAGGACGAGGCCACCAAGCUGCUGGAACAGUACAAGGAGGAGAGCAAGACCUCCCUGCCCCCGGAGAAGAAGGCCAACCAGGGGGGCGCGCCGCCCAAGAGGGGGGGCAACAGAAGCAGGGGCGGGGGCAAGAACCAAUUCACCAGGGGUGGAGGCCAGGGGCCGCGAGGAGGACGAGGGGGGUUUCAGAACAGAGGAAACUUCAGGGGAGCACCAGGACCCCGUGGAGGCUUCAACAGGCCACCCCGAGGCUUUCUGCCCCCCCCUUCCUUCCGGGGGGGCUUCCCCAACCGCGGGGGGUACAGCAACCGGGGAGGGGGCAUGCCCAACAGGGGCGGUGCGCCCAGGGGCGGCCCAGGCAGGGGCAACAUGGGUAACAUGGGCAAUCGCGGAGGUGCCAUGCACAGGGGCAACAUGGGAAACCGCGGCGGAGGCUCCAACCGAGGCAACUUUAAUCAGAAAUUCCGCGGACGAGGAGGCAACAACCGGGGUUAUAAGAACGGGAACGGGAACGGGAACGGGAACGGGAACUUUGGCAUGAACAAGGCCCAGGCCUUCAACCAGAGCUGGCAGCAGGGGUUCUGGAACCAGAAGCCGUGGAGUCAGCAGUAUCACCCCGGAUACUACUAGAGGACCGCAGAGAGAGAGAGAGAGAGAGAGAACAAAACCGCUCCACCCUCCCGUCACCCUCCCGUCCUGUGGUGUCACUCGUCCGCCUCUAGAACCUCUGUAUUGGUUGGGUUCCUUUCUUGCUCUUUUAAGAAGUCAGAACAUUCCACAGCUGAGGGUACCUAACCCGUUUCCAGCUCUUCUAUCUGUUCCUCCGGACAUCUUUUAGUUCUUUUAUUUUGUUUACAUUUUUUUAAUAUACUUCUAAUAUACAUGGAUUUUUGUUUCGGCCACCUGCUUUACAGCUCGGGAGAAGCCUCAGCGUUAAAAUCAGGAUGGGAUGUUUCUGAAACUUUCAGGGUUCUGCUUUUUACUUGUAAAUGUACUUUUUACUACAGAUACGGAUAUCGGUAAGGUUUUGUUUGUUGUAUACGUUGUCAAGGGUCCAUUUCAGUAGGAAACAGAAUUCAUUCUAAGAGCAUGUCGCAGCUUUGAGUGUUUGUAUCUGCAGAUAUGCUUAUAAUAAUAUACACUGUAAUGUUGGUUGGAAACUAAAGAUUUUACCUGAAUUGGUCUCAAAAUAAUAAAAAAAAAAAGAAGAAAAAAAGCACAGUGACUAGUGAACCAGAUGCUAGAAAAAGUGUAUAUUUAACUGGCUCUGUCAGGGACAAAGGAAAAUUUGUAUAUUUAACUGGCUCUUCCGUCAGGAAAAAAAAAAGAAUCAUAGUUCUGGUGGCAUUUUCAUCUUUUUUUUUAAGUUGUUUAGAAGAGCUGAUAGCAGGAUGUUUUUAUUUUGUAUCUGACACUGGUCAAAUAGCAUUUUCACUAACAAAAGGUCCAGUAGUCACUGUUAAAAAUAAAUGUCUAGCAACACUAAAUGGUCAGUGUCCAUAUUUGUAGAUAUCACUUAAAGUUAAAGUGUAAGAUACUUCAAUCAGACCAUUCAAAGGUACCUGUAGUGUGAACAUUAUAAGAUAACGGCUUUGCCUAUUUUUGAUUGGACUAUUUAAAAAAACAACACUUGUUUGUUCACAAAUGAUAACAGAGUAUAAGCUUUGAAGUUAGUCGCUACGGUAGUCACUAGGAUUUAACGAGAUAUUAAAAUGAGGUAUUUAUUGCGCAGGUUUUAAGAGUGUACAUAUUGAUGGUUCCGCUCCUUAAGUUCUUGCUGUCAUGACCGAAUAUGGAAUAUGUAGUGAGUCCCUGGUUCUCCCUCCGUCGGUUGGUCCUGGGCUAGGAACCGAAGGUUCCAGUAUGGAAUUAUUUUUAUUUCCUCGUAUGAUGCUUUGAUUUAUUUUUUGUCAUGUAAAAUCCCAUUGACUUGCAUCAGUGCUUUUUGUGAACAUUAAACUGGUCACAGGUGUGUUCUGAAAUGUCAACAUGGUCCGCAGCCACACCGCUUGAGCAUGAGAAGGGCACAAUAUGAUGGAAUAGACCACAGAUGUUUUAGAGCUCAUAGAUUGAGUUUGUUAUUAGUUGAAUGUGACCAGCUCACUGGAGGUUACCAACGACCUUUGCACUGAAAUAGCAGUCUGAACCGUCAGCGAGCCCACACAAGCACACUCGUUGGAAUCACAGUAGAAACACGACACACGCCAUUUUCUUUUCCAAUCCGCAAGACCCACGGUGAGGAGGGGAAGGGUGAACAAAUGCCUCUGGUCAUAACAUAAGGCACAUAUAAUAAUGUUACUAGUAAGUUAUUACGCUAUGUUUUUAUUUCCCAUUGUUUGUGCAUAUUAAGUAUAAAUUAUGAUAUGACUAAUUAGGUUACUAGAAAAGUGACGUGUUUUGGUGGUUUUUUUUUUUUCAUAUUUGAAAGACACUAUUGUUUUAGAUUUGUUAAAGUAGAGACCUUUUUUUUUUUUUUAAAUGUCCACGUCUCGUGAUGUCUUCUUUUUUGGGGUCAUGAUAUUUGUUGACUCUCAUUUUGUGAAUGGUUACAUUCACACUUUGUGAAUGGUUAUAUUCACUAAGUCGUCUAAUGCAAGAGCAACCAUUUCCUUUAUUAUUUAAGCUGUAAAUUGAUUUUCAAAGCAAAUUUUAUUGCAGAUAUGCCAUAUAUAGAGAAUACAAGUGUUUUAUACAAAGUAACACAAAUAUGUGGCUAACAAUGGCAUGCACUGUAAGAAGAAACUAGUUUGCAGUUGGUUUGAAGUGGUGCUUGCUUGUGAUAGUGUUUGUUGGUGUACAAGUGUUUGGUCAGGUGAUGUGUAUUGUUCUCGGAUAAUGUUAACAUUUUGUAAGAUAGACUAAACUUUUUUUGUUUGUUUCUUUUUUUUAUACCUUGCUAUGUUUUGUAUUUUGCUAUUUUAAGACUUAAAACACAAAAGAAAAAAACACUGACCAAAUAGUUAAUUUAUUCCGUUUCCACUUACUCUUCUGGGGAAAAAAUGAUCAUGUCUUUUUUGAAAAUAUAAUAAAGUGGCGAAAUAUUAGCCUCAAA